Molecule: messenger RNA, 2970 nt
Organism: Mustela erminea (ermine)
Lineage: Eukaryota; Metazoa; Chordata; Mammalia; Carnivora; Mustelidae
Gene: KPNA7
Product: karyopherin subunit alpha 7
Exons: 12
Coding region: 1153-2886 (577 amino acids)
Biological process (GO): NLS-bearing protein import into nucleus
Cellular component (GO): cytoplasm; nucleus
Molecular function (GO): protein binding; nuclear import signal receptor activity
Source: RefSeq, a predicted model, not a curated record
UGGCCACGGCGCCUGCGCGGAGCGGCCGCGCGGCUCUCUGCGCACGCGCUUAGCUUGGGCGCGCGGCCGGAGUCCCGCACGGGUGCGGUGAGGGGAGGGUCCGACGUUCUGAGCGCCCCCUUGCAAAGGGGUGUCGCACACCGGCUCGAAGGUGGUGGCGAACAGCGUGGAUGGCUUUUUCUUUUCCUCAGAAAGUUUUCUCAGCCUGGCGGACGGAGGUGUGGAGUCUUGGCGCUUUCCACAAGUGCUUUUUGUCAGGAAACGAAUUAGAACUGAGGCCUUUUCGAGCCACAGGGACCCGACGAACGACUACAUUUUUCUCCCUUCAGGGAGAAGUUUCCCUCUUCAAAGCCAGUUUCCUUCUGUGGAAAGCCUCUGAGAUCCUCCCCGGGGAACCUUCUCGACUUCUCUUCGGUCGGAAUCGCCUGUUCCCUGCUCCCAAAAUGGCGCCAUAGGGCAAAGGAGUUGGGGGAAUUCAUCGCCCCCUCCCAGCCCCACAGACCCGUGGAGACAGUGCUUGCUGUACAGUUGAGGCUUCUGAACCCCGCUUCCUGCUGGACUUGGCGCCCCUGAACCCACAGAAAUCCCGGAGCAGCACACCUUUCGUUUGAGGCCACUGCAGGUCACCAACAGAGUGGCUCUGGUGGCUUUCAAGCUUGACCCCAGUGCUUGCUCAGAAGGUGAUGGUCACAAAAGUGAAGUCACAUUCCUCAUUUCAGAGCCACGCUCUGUUCUGUAGGGUUAGUUAACCCAGCUGCCCAAGGAGCACGAAAGUAAACUUGGUUUUAUUUUGUCCCACGGCCACCAAGUCUUUGGACCUAGGGAGGUGGAGAACAGAUCGAGAGAGCAGAAAGACCAUUUUAAAUUAAUUACCUCCCUCCCAGGGACAGUAUCUUGGCUCAGGAAGGACAGCACAAAUGGCAACAGAGAUUCCUCACGUGUCUGCAGGUUACAUGAACUAAUCCAGAAGUAUGUAGAGUUGGUUAUCUGGAGUCAAAAUACCAACUAUUUUAUUUAGAUCCCAGUUCUUCACAAAAGACAGUUCCUUCUUUGAAGGAGUUUAUAAUUAGGGUAGAUGAGAAUAACACACAGAUCUAUAGACGUUGAUGAAGGUGUUGCUACAAGUUGGUGCCAGGACUGGCCUCCUGAUACAUGGUCCAGAGCAUUUCCAUUACCUCAUGCCCUGGUUAUAAGAGCCACUGGAGUUACAAGGAGGUUAUGGCUAGUGGGAGAGUUGUCUGUCACCCCAGUCCUCCAUUACCAGAAUCAUUUGGUGGAUUACUGCUUCCCGUCAAUAUGCCGACUUUAGACGCUCCAGAAGGGAGGCUGAGAAAAUUCAAGUACCGGGGCAAAGAUGCGUCUAUCCGGCGGCACCAGCGCAUGGCAGUCAGCCUGGAACUCCGCAAGGCCAAGAAAGAUGAGCAGGCCUUAAAGAGAAGAAAUAUCACCAUUUUCUCCCCUGAACCAGCUUCUGGAGAGCUAACCAAAGGGGUAUGUUGGGAAUGUGGUGUCAGCCUCACCCUGCAAGAAAUAAUCAGUGGCGUGAAUGCCUCAGAUCCAGACCUGUGUUUCCAGGCCACCCAGGCAGCCAGGAAAAUGCUGUCCCAAGAAAAGAACCCUCCUCUAAAACUGAUUGUUGAAGCGGGGCUCAUCCCCAGGCUGGUGGAGUUCCUGAAGUUGUCCCCUCACCCCUGCUUGCAGUUUGAGGCAGCCUGGGCUCUGACCAACAUCGCUUCCGGGACUUCAGAGCAGACUCAGGCUGUUGUGGAAGGUGGGGCCAUCCCACCUUUGGUUGGGCUCCUGUCUUCCCCCCACAUGACCGUGUGCGAACAGGCGGUGUGGGCUCUUGGUAAUAUCGCAGGUGAUGGCCCAGAAUUCAGAGACCUUGUUAUCUCGAGCAAUGCCAUUCCAUAUCUGCUGACCCUCGUUUCAUCAACCAUACCAAUCACGUUUCUGCGGAACAUCACAUGGACCUUGUCCAACUUGUGCCGAAACAAGAACCCUUACCCUUCCGUGAAAGCCGUGAAGCAGAUGUUGCCUGUCCUGUCCCACCUCCUGCAGCACCAAGACAGCGAAAUUCUCUCGGACACCUGCUGGGCCCUGUCCUACCUCACUGAUGGCUCCAAUGAGCGCAUCAGCCAAGUGGUCAACACGGGGGUCCUACCCAGGCUGGUUCAGCUCAUGAGUAGCUCGGAGCUCAAUGUCUUGACCCCCUCGCUCCGCACCAUGGGGAACAUCGUCACGGGAACAGAUGACCAGACCCAGGUGGCCAUUGACGCGGGCAUGCUGAACGUGCUGCCCCAGCUCCUGAUGCACCCCAAGGCCUUCAUCCAGAAGGAGGCAGCUUGGGCCUUGAGCAACGUGGCUGCAGGGCCUUGCCAACACAUCCAGCGGCUGAUUGGUUGCGGCAUGCUGCCUCCCUUGGUGGCUCUACUAAAAAAUGGAGAAUUUAAAGUCCAGAAAGAGGCUGUUUGGACCGUAGCUAACUUCACAACUGGAGGCACCCUAGACCAGUUGAUCCAGCUUGUCCACUCUGGCGUCCUGGAACCACUGGUGAAUCUGCUUACCAUCCAAGACACCAAAAUUGUUAAAAUCAUCCUUGAUGUUCUCUCUUUUAUCCUCCAGGCAGCAGAGCAGCUUUCAGAGAAGGAAAACCUGUGUCUUCUGAUUGAAGAAAUGGGAGGCAUUGAUAAAAUUGAGGCUUUGCAAUUUCACGAGAACCCGCAGGUUGCCCUGACGGCUUUGAACAUUAUCGAGAACCAUUUUUCUGAGGGAGAAGAAAGCGGCGCAAUAUUACCAGACCUGGACCAAGAUCAUGAAUUCUUAAACGGCUUAACAAAAAAAUACCAAGGCCCCCCGAUUCCUAAACCAAGGAGCAAACCCUAACAGGGAACUUAAGAACCUUCUAUGUCUUGGCAUGGCACAGGUAUAAAGCAUUUUAAACUAAAUGUUAAUAAAAUUUUCAACACA